CGCGGCUGCUCACAGCAGAUUGCCGACGCCUGUCCAUCGCGCGACGGCAACACACAGGUGUGCUGUUUUGUCCUCUCCGAGCAGGUUGUUGCUGGUGGCGGUCGUCGUCGUAGCGGGCAGGUGCCUCGCCGUUACUAACGGCAGACGUAAUCGGCAGGCGGGAGGUUUAGAACAGCUUCGCAGUCGAACGGACGGACGGACACUGGUCGCGGUCAUCCCAUUCAGGGAUAAAACACUCAUAUUUUCGUGAAACCCUCCAUCAAGCAGGGAAUCGACUGAGUGAGUUCAUCUCGGGAGAAAAGAGAGGAAGAGAAGAAGACCGGGAAGAAGAAAGGGGAGAGGUUGCCGAGCAGCGAGGCGAACGAACAAGGUAGCAGAUUCUCACGCACGAUGUCGCCUCGAUCGACGAGCGCGAAGACACGCAAUUUCAUCAGAUCCGGAUCAACGUUCGGACCGGUGUGUCCGGGUACUCAAUCCGAUAUCUUGGCACUGAUUGGCCGACGCACGGCAGACGACAAAGACGUCGUCUAUGUAACGGUCGACACGCGAGAGACCGGAGAAUGGACAACGCAAGUCUACUCCGCUCGCAAACCAGCCGAGCAGAACUUGGAGGCCAUCCUCAUAGAGGGCGCUGUAUUCUACAGGGCCGUGAGGGACAUUGGCGUGGGAGAGGAGCUGCUGGUGUGGUACAGCGAGGACGUGGCCCGCCUCAUAGGCAUGCCGGAUCUGCCGAUCAUACAGUCUAAAGAUGGCACGGCGUUCGUAUGCCCGUUCUGCGGUCAGUCGUUCGGCUACGCGUACACACUGCGCACGCACGCCUACUUCUACUGCAGCAAGCUGCGAGAGGGCGUGCUGGCCGAAAACGCACAGAAUCACGUGACCGAGAAGCCCUGCUCGGACUCGGCGAGGGACGUCGACCGAGAGAGCGACAGAACGUUCCUCGCCAACUUUCCCGUCAUCGGCAAGCGCACAGAGAAGGUCGGAGGAGGUAAGGAGAAGGAGAAGAACAAGGAGAAGGAGAAGGAGAAAGAGAAAGGUUUCCGCAAGUUCGUGAAAUCGGACGGGAAUAAAACGUCGUCGUUGUCGUCGGCGGCGUCGUCUCCGAUAGACGUCGUCGGCAACAGGAAGAGGAGAUGCGACGACGCCGUGAUAGACUUCUCCCGACAAAAAUGCACGCGCCUGAUCGCCGCCGACGCAGAGGGAAAGCCGCGCGACGUCUUCUCCGCCUCGUCCGUCGCCAUCACGGUCGCCUCGCACCACCACGGCAAGCCGACCGACUUUAACGACAACAGCCUACCGAGAAAGACGGACGACGUCAGUGGCGGAGGAGCAAACUCGGUCAGCGCGUUCAAGCAAGUCGAGAGGACGUCGCCGCAGACGACGGUGCCAUCGCCGUCGCUGCCCGAUAUCGUCUAUCCGGUGCAGAAGACGAGUCCGUAUCCGUACGCGCGUCUGUCCGUCACGAUGUCGUCGGUCGUCGACCCGAUUCCGAUCAUAUCGACGCAGAGCGCCAUGCUGCCGCAGGCGACGUCGAAACUCGUCGGAGGCGCCUUCGCCGCUCACAAGUCGUCGUCGUCGGUGUCGUCAUCGUCGUACCUCGCCGGAUUCGGCGCCGCCGAACCCAUUCUGCGCUCGCCGUUCCUGCCGAACCCGGACGCGAUCGGCAAGCUGCCGGUGUCGUGCGACAUCCGGCCGUUCAUGCCGGCGCCCGUGCACGGCGACGUGUGGGGACUCGGACCCUACGCUCCGCAGCGGUUGCCGUGCGCGGCGAAGCCGUACGCGUCGCCGAUGGACAGCUUCGCGGCGCGGCGGGCGCUGCAGGCCUGGCUGCCGCCCAACGUCGCCGCGCUUACGUUCCAGGCGCAGAACUGGUGCGCCAAGUGCAACACGAGCUUUCGCAUGACGUCGGACCUCGUCUAUCACAUGCGCUCGCACCACAAGGGCGUCGGCGACCCGGGCAAGCAGAAGCGCGAGGAGAAGCUGAAGUGCGGCAUCUGCGGCGACACGUUUCGCGAGCGCCACCACAUGAGUCGACACAUGACGUCGCACAUGUGA
This is a messenger RNA of Priapulus caudatus, 2055 nucleotides long. RefSeq lists its product as uncharacterized. Gene Ontology annotation, cellular component: nucleus. The transcript is spliced from 4 exons. Gene Ontology annotation, biological process: regulation of DNA-templated transcription. Lineage: Eukaryota; Metazoa; Priapulida; Priapulimorpha; Priapulimorphida; Priapulidae. Gene Ontology annotation, molecular function: protein binding. The record is from RefSeq and is a predicted model, not a curated record. The coding region runs from base 391 to 2055 and encodes 554 amino acids.